Molecule: messenger RNA, 2052 nt
Organism: Porites evermanni
Lineage: Eukaryota; Metazoa; Cnidaria; Anthozoa; Scleractinia; Poritidae
Source: the annotation of a GenBank genome assembly
AUGAACGUUGUUGGGUUGCCAUCAUUUCCUUGUUUAUGUGUAAACAUUAUCUGUGUUUUCUUCGUUCUCUUGAACUCCAAAUCAAUCGUGGCCGGCGACGAUCAGUUGUCCGUGACCAGUUAUGGGUCGUUUGAGAUUGCAAUGUUGCGACAUGGAGAGAAAUAUGCCGCAAACAGACCCUGUUAUAAGUGGGAAGAUGUCUCCCCGCUUUAUUAUGGUUUGACUCACGUUCGGGGAUUAAUGAUAAACAUGGAAAGGUAAUGUAAACUUUUUACCUUGUUCGCUUUCAAAAGAAGUUUUAAUAGAAUUUUAAUAAGUUUAUACAGUCGAACCUCUCCACAACGACUACUUUCUCCUGGCUGUUAUGGGGAGGUAGGGGUGUUAUAUGACAAUUUUUUUAAGGAGUACAACAUAAUUUUUGUGCUAAGUUCAUGCUUACUGUAUACCAUAACCUGGGUAAUCCAAUCAUAUAUAAGGUACAGAGAUGAAAUACACAAAAAGCUUGAAUUAAAAGAUUUAUGUCUGGGGGGUCUUGAAUCAAAAUAUUAACGUGACAAAAGUUAAACGAGAAGGAUCGCAACAUUCGCUAUAUGAGUAUCGUAGACAAUUUUUACUUACUGGGGCAGUAUAAAUGAAACAAAAUCAAAAUACGUAUGCCGUGAUUGAUACGGAUCACUUCGUGACCAUUCUUGACUUUAUUCUACAUUCGUGACUUUUUCAUCAAUCGCUGAAAAAAACUGGCCGUUGUCGAGAGGUUAUUUUGGCAAAUGGGGACACGUUUUAGUGGCCUUUGCUGUUGUGGAGAGGUUUAAAUAAGAGUAAAUGUAUGGAUUGUCAGCCGGGACAAAUAAAAUGGCCGUUGUAGGGAGUGAAUUUGGAAACAAGUCCUGUACAGCCGAAGUUUUAGAUAGUGUUACGUGUCAAUAGUAAACCCAAUCAUCCAGAUUCUAGUUGUUAUUUCUAGUAAACACCCUUUCAGUUUUUUAUGAGAAAUUUUUAAGAAUAUCGAAGCUGAACUUUAAGAAAUUUUAAGAUUAUUUAAGAAUAAACCCGAGCCUGAGAUUUUGUAAAGGAUAUAGUUUUGUGGGUAGAAAAUUCGUUAAAACAUUACAAAAUUGUAUGUUUUUAACUUAACUGUAUAAAAUUAUUCCUUUUUCUGAACGAAAAAACUAGUCAACAAAACGAACAAACCUGCCCCUGUAUAAUGACACCAAUACAUUCUGAAACGGAUAUGUCAUAGCAGUACGGCUAUAUAAUUUAUUAUAAUACAAGAAUAUUUUCAGCCUAUAAUCGGAAGAAAAACAAGAAUCUUCAGCAGGAGCCGAUUACUUGAAAAAAAAAUUCUUAUAUUAUGAUCCCGAGUGAACAAAACCUGUUCCAUCGAGUUAUCGUUGCAGCGUUUUAAUAUACAUUCAAACCCCGCUUAAUACGGAUACCCCGUUAUUAAGGACAGUUUCAGGCUUUGUCCCUGGGGAAAGACAGCCCUUACAUUUUCUCUAUUAAAAUUCAACUCGCUUAAUACGGCCACUUUCUAUGGCCCCCUCAGUGUCCGUAUGUUACAACCACAUUCAUACUUCUAUAAACUAUAGAGACAAAUGGUCAAAGUAAAGUUUUUUUUCAACCAGCUCUACUUUUUCAGAAAAUGUGAAGUGUAUAUCUCCUCACUUUGACUAGCGAUCUACCAAGAUCCACCUCCUCCCCAAUUCCUCAAACGUAGAAUUAUGAAUUCCUAAUUAUAAGGAACUUACGUUCCCCUGCUUUGCUUUCAGGCUAAACUGGUUUGCGUUGUUAUAACUUGAGAUUGGUUGAAACAUUUGCGCAACUUUCACGAACAAUCAGGAGUUAAGGCAAAACUUAUCGCGAGUAGUCCUCCCGCAUUUUCCUACGAUCCGCAAAUGCUUCGACAUCUGAUGGGUUUAUUUUGUUGUCUUUGUCACUGAAAGGUACAUUUCAAAGUCAGCCUCCCAGUUAUCGUUUACCUCGCCAUCGAUUCGCGCAAUUCCUACAUUCAUGGAGCCGAAUAUGAAGACACGGGGGAUUUACUUAUGCUAG